Hyla sarda is the source of this 917-nucleotide messenger RNA. RefSeq lists its product as uncharacterized. The record is from RefSeq and is a predicted model, not a curated record. The transcript is spliced from 15 exons. Lineage: Eukaryota; Metazoa; Chordata; Amphibia; Anura; Hylidae. Bases 1 to 753 code for a protein of 250 amino acids.
AUGAAGAUCAUCAUAUUCUUGGUACUGGCCGGUCUCAGCCUCGCUCAGGAAGACUUACAAUGUCAGAAAAAAACUGUGGAUGACCGUGCGUGUGUGAUCUAUGCCAUAGAGAAUUCUAGAGAUUUCAUGAAAACUUUUACCAUAUAUCUGUGUGACUAUAAGGGCUUGUUUGAUGACAAUACCAAAAACUAUAAUGAAACUUCUGAAGACCUCAUACAGACAUUGGCUUGUGCCGGUUGUGGCCCUGAUGGAUUCCUUAGUAAUGGCAACACAUUUGAGGAUCUAUUAGGAAAUGCCGCAAAACGGAUCAAAGAAAUCGGAAAGCCUGUGGGGAGGAUUGCGGACAUAUUGGAUUUUACUCAACCUAUCACAGAUUUCAUAUGCUACCUGGAAGGAGAGGCCUUGACAUCAGAAUGUGCGACAAAGAUCCUUCAGAGAGACGUCCCAGAAGAUGUGGACAAGCUGAAUAAAUUGUUCUGUGAGAGUGAUUUUGAUGCGUUAUCUGAACAUGAAAUCAUAACGCUCUGGAGUGAUUUGGAUUGUUUGGGAGAUGAUGCCCUUCACACCGGUGAUGCAAUGGAAAACCUACUAAAAAAAGUAGCUGGGGAAGAAUUUAAGAAAGCUCUAAGAUCCAUAGUUGACGAACUUAAGAAACUUCUUCUAACAUCGGACAUUAUACAAAAACUUUCAUGUGAUGUGACCAAGGUUGUUUUGGGUGAAGAAUCUCUUUCUGGCUUCAUUCCAUUGCCUUAAUUCAAGAACUAUUGUGACCGUUCAAGAAAUACGGGACGUUGGACAUAAAUAGUAGAAGAGUAGAAAGUGCGCAACAAAAAAGACAAAAAAAAACAUAAAACCAUAAAUUCUUCUUUUGAUUUUCUUGAUAAUGAACAAAUCUGUUUCUUAUAAAUCUCUUUUCC